AUGGCCGACGAGCACUACAUCACGGUCACGACGCCCAAGGCCGGCGCCAACAUCCUCGUCGACGUUCCCAAGACGACGCUCGAGUGGAAGCACGUCACCAAGGUCGUCAAGGUCAAGAACCCGUCGACCAAGUCGGUCGACGACAAGACGAUUCUCAACAAUGUCAGCGGCGUUGCUGUCCCCGGCGAACUCAUCGUGCUCAUGGGCCCGUCCGGCGCCGGCAAGUCGUCGCUCCUCGACGUCAUCGCCG
Saprolegnia parasitica CBS 223.65 is the source of this 250-nucleotide messenger RNA. RefSeq lists its product as hypothetical. The record is from RefSeq and is a predicted model, not a curated record. NCBI's taxonomy places the organism in Eukaryota, Oomycota, Saprolegniomycetes, Saprolegniales, Saprolegniaceae. The transcript has a single exon. Gene Ontology annotation, molecular function: ATP hydrolysis activity; ATP binding. The annotation marks the transcript as partial.